Messenger RNA from Pelobates fuscus (common spadefoot toad), 912 nucleotides. RefSeq names its product acetylgalactosaminyl-O-glycosyl-glycoprotein beta-1,3-N-acetylglucosaminyltransferase-like. The record is from RefSeq and is a predicted model, not a curated record. Lineage: Eukaryota; Metazoa; Chordata; Amphibia; Anura; Pelobatidae. The transcript is spliced from 2 exons. Gene Ontology annotation, molecular function: UDP-glycosyltransferase activity; hexosyltransferase activity. The annotation marks the transcript as partial. Gene Ontology annotation, cellular component: Golgi membrane.
AAACUGGGAAUCCACCCUCCUCUAGAACUGGGACCGGUGAAUCUCACUGAUGGAGAUUAUACUUACUACCUGAACUUUUAUAAGUUCUGGACUGAAUUCCCGUACCUACAAAGUUAUCAGUGCUCACUCAAACUCACGCCACAUGGCCAGUUUGAGAAGAAGACCACUCAACCACUUUUGAUCAUGGCUAUAAAAUCCCACCCAGACUUCAGCACAAGACGAACAAUGCUGAGACAAACAUGGGCUACAGAGAGGGAGGUCAAUGGGUACUGGGUAAAACCCAUCUUUCUUACAGCACAAGCUGACAAUCCCAGACAGAUGGAACUCAUGAAGUUAGAGAGUCGAGAGUUUGGAGACAUUCUACAGUGGAACUUCACUGAAAGUCAUUACAACCUGUCCCUAAAGGAACGCUGCUUCCUGGAAUGGCUUCAAUAUCACAUCCCUUGGGUGGAAUUUAUAUUCAAAGGAGAUGAUGAUGAAUAUGUGAAUCCCUAUGCUGUGGUGAAGUACAUAAAGGAACAUGGCUCCUCGCCUCUCACAUUACACGGCUACCUGCGUCCUCAUUCAGCCGUUAUGCGUCACACCAAAUACCGCAUUUCAAGGGAUCUCUAUCCUUUCUAUUUAUAUCCCAACUUCCUCUCCGGGGCGGGCUUUCUGUUCCCAGGGACCACGGUGAAGAAGCUGUACAACGCAUCCAAGAAAAUCCCUGUUUUCCCAUUGGACGAUGUGUAUUUUGGGUUCUUGACUUUAGCAGCAAAUCUAACCUUUCGCCACGAUGAACGGUUCCAUGUGUAUGGAUUGGCCUAUAACUUGUGCAGGUACCAGCAGGCUCUAGUGAUUCAUGGGAUUGGGCCAGAACGUAUGAUGAAAAUAUACAAUGAGGUGCAGAAAGCACAGUGCAAGGACUGAGAC